This is a messenger RNA of Lytechinus pictus (painted urchin), 4237 nucleotides long. RefSeq lists its product as uncharacterized. NCBI's taxonomy places the organism in Eukaryota, Metazoa, Echinodermata, Echinoidea, Temnopleuroida, Toxopneustidae. The record is from RefSeq and is a predicted model, not a curated record. Gene Ontology annotation, molecular function: protein binding. The coding region runs from base 1 to 2517 and encodes 838 amino acids. The transcript has 11 exons.
AUGGAUUACCUGCUUCGAUUGUUGAUGUGUUUCCUCGUAACAGGAUCCGUUGCUUCAAAGUUGGUCGUUAGGAGUAGCAGCCCGGUUACCUCCUUUGUCGGCGACCGGACUGAGUUGACGUGCUCCUUCUCCCCAUCCAGCUCCCCGGGAUCCUCAUUCGCUUGGUCUCUCGACGGCAGAAAUGGAUUCAGCGAGCAGAUGCGAUUAUGUGACGGCGAAGAUUGCGAUUCAACGCGACAUCAAUCCGUCAUAUCUGAUGAAAACGGAACGGGGAGGAUGAAGAUCAUCAUUUUGGAUACGGUUCUGUCGGAUGCUGGGAAUUACACCUGUUUGGUAUUGAACAACCAUGAUGCGCAAUCAGCCGUGGUGAAUCUGAACGUUACGGAAUGUACUGUCCACCGACCGACGGUAGAUUGCGACGACAGAAUUAACCUCAACUCAUUUAUGGAUCUCACGUGUUCAUAUCUUACCCCGGACCAGACUUUGGGAGAGUUCACGCGGAUCGCCAAAAUAUUCCUCUCACCUUCCUUGAGACCCGUAUAUACAUCAAGCUUGCCCGGGUUUGAGAUUCACGUGAACGUUACCCGAGAUAGCAUUCCAAAUGCCACCGAGGUAGCGGCAGACCUGCGACUGACUUCACAGUGCUGUAGGACGCAGUCGUCUUUGGCAUGUAGACCCCCUGAUGGACAGAACGUAUGCUCUGAUGUCUGCUCCACCGAUGUGUUUUAUCCACCUUCUGACCUCGUCUUGACCAGAUCCCCAUCGGGACCUUGGCGGGAAGGAUGGCGGAAUGCCUCCUUGGGUUGCAGAUCAAAUGGCUUUCCUCCACCCCGUGUCUCCUGGAGGAAGGUUCAAGAGGACACCUCACUUUUCUUGGCUAACGGAACAGGGUCAUCCUGGUUGCUCAUUGCAGAGGUGCAUCGCAAUCAUUCUGGAGAUUACCGAUGUGAAGCCGAUUUGGCGGCGCAAAGAACAACAACCAUCUCUGUGCACUAUCCCCCUGAUAUUGAUCGACGGGUGCCCAUUAUUCGCGCCAAUGAGGGGACCAUAGCCACCCUUUCGUGUCUUGUUGAUGCCAAUCCUUCAACGUCAUCGAUGAUCACGUGGUCAACACCUAACCAAUCACAGGUCACUACUAGCACCUUCAGAAGACUCUCAAAAACUAAACUAGAGAGCAGAUUACAGGUCGCAGAGAAUGUCCACAGAUAUGUCUUUGGGAACUAUACUUGCACCGCCAUCAAUACACUCGGAGCAGAUUCGUUCGUUAUUCAGCUCACCGGAUACUGCUUCCCGGAUCCCCCUCAGGACCUCCAGGUUAUCAGCUCCUCGAAGACGUCCCUCACUUUCUCGUGGACACCCGGUCAAGAUGGUGGCAAGCCGAUGACAUUCGCAGUCUCAUACUGCGUCAACGUCACCCAGGAAGAAAGGUGCCGCAAAGAACAGGGUAUAACGGAUUGGCAGUUCAUUCUUGACGGGCUAAGGACCUAUACUCAGUACAGAAUAACUGUACGAGCAGAAAACGAAGUCGGGAGCAGUGAUGGCGUUGACAUCUUUGCGUCGACUGCUCCGGGUACUGUAGAUGAAUUGGGCAUACGUGCAACAUAUGAAAUGAAAACAGGGAGGCUUGACAUCUCCUCAACAGAGAGUGACACAAGUGACCUCUGCAUCCAUGCUGAGUUUCACGUCGGCGGAUUGCGGAAAAUGAAUGAAACAUGUUUACUUCCGGGUCGGACGGUGUACAUCACGAAUGGCGCCAGAGAGCAUCAGCUGUGGCUGGUCGUGUGUGGCCGUGGCGUUUGCAGUGCCUCGACACGUGUGGAGUACCUGGAUGGCAGCGAUGGAAGAUGGAGCCUGCUCUUCAUCUUGGUCGUUUCACUGGGAUGUUGUCUCGGAGUAACUGUGUUAGUUAUUCUUUUCUACUGGCUGUGUCGCGUAACAAAAGAAAGAAGAUGGAAUUCUACGGAUUUUGAUGGCAUGUCAACGAUUCAAAGAGCCCUUCCCUUACCACCGGCCUGUGCCCUGGCGAUUGGAAUCGGCCCCAAUUCGUUCAAAAAUGAGGACUCAGAACUUCAGAACUAUGAUGCCAUCUUGAAUAUCAAGGGUAAGGAAAUCAGUGACAACCAGCACAACUCCAAUAUCAAUACAUCGGGAAAAGCCAUCACUCAAUCAGCUCUAAAGAUCGCCCACGAAGAACCGUUUCCUCCAACUCCAGAAGGCUACAUGAAGAUGGAUGCAGGCAAGACGGUAGGUGCCCCUGACCAAGGUAUCUACACCACCCACUUGCAUCUCAUACAGGACGGGCCGAAGGAAGCUGAAGGAAUUCCAUACGGCAACGCGGCGAUCGUCCAGACAUGCCAGAAUUGGACGCCAAAGGCGAUGGACAAACCUGUGCAGCUGCCCCACAUCGAGGUCAACGAUGACACCUACACUGUUGCCGAACACAACAAGGAAGCGCCUUCGGACUACAUGGUUCCAACGAGUCCAGGAUGCGAUUCUGUCCAUGAUACUGCGCUGUAACCCGAGGAAGUCAUGCCCUAAACAACACACUCUAAAAUAAAUCCCGGGUCAGGUAGAUCAGGAUAUGGAUCUGCUAGUGUCCGAUCUGUUCCGGGUGGGAGAAGAUGUCCAUGAAUAUAGGUCCGCAAAUCUGAUCCGCAAACGGUUACAUCGGACCACACUUCGGCCAUGUUUACAAGGACCGGGAAAUGGCGCAAAUAAACCCAUUCAGGUCAUUUUAACCCGGGCCUUAUGCCUAUACUAGCUAGCUGUAAAGUAAAUACGCUCAAUAAUUUAUCUUAAAGGAUGAUAUCUUUUUCGCACAGUUUAAGUUGGACCAAGUAAAGAAUAAGGGCCAAGAAUUAGCAUCGUUUAAUUGGUGAAAAGGUUCUAACAGAUUGAAUACCUUUAAUGGAUUUUUACGAUGCUCGAUGAUAAGGCCUGAUAUUACAAUCUUGGUGCACUGUUUGCGAGAGGGUCAAGCGAGCGAGCUGAACAUCGAUUCUUUUGAAAAUUAUUGUCAAUCCUUUAAUAACUUGGCGCUUUAAAGGGGAGGGGAGACCUGGGUCCCGUCUUACAAAGACUUGCGAUUGAUCCGAUCAAUCGCAACUAUGGAAAGCCAGCAGAGUCAACAUAUAAAUGCAUGUUUGCUAAAAAAAAAUUCUAGAUAUGAAUGUAUAUCCAUAAAUUCAUUGAUUUCUUGACAGUUCGGUGUGUUCUCCUUUGUUUACAAAGAACAUUUUGCACAUUUCCUGUUGAAAAAAUUAUGACACUGAUGGAUUUCCAUAGAGUUACGAUUGAUUGGAUCAAUCGUAACUCUUUGUAAUACGGGGCCCUGUGGCUCGUAUUGAUUCAGCUUGCUUUUCGCUUCCCUUGCACAUGUGACGCCAAACAAAUAAUGAUAAUAAUAAUAAUAAUAGUAUAUAACAAUAAUUUCAAACAAAUUGAAACACCCAAAUAAAUAUGACAAAAAUUCGAUAUUUGCCACUGGUGUCACUGGUGAUUGAUCCAAUUAAUCACAACUAUAGAAAGCCAGCAUCGUCAACAUCUAACUAACAUGUUUCUUCAAAAAAAAUUCUAGAUAUGAUGUAUAUAUCAUACAUUCACUGUUUUGUUUUUCUAUUCAGUAUGCUUCUCUUAGUUUUCAAAAGACACUGUACAAAUUUUCUCAAGAAAAAAAUAUGACAUCGAUGUAUUUCCAUAUACUUUAGGUUGAUUGGAUCAAUCGUAAAUAUUUGUAAGACGGGGGCUUGAUUUCACUCGUCGUGACAUUAUUAUCACAAAAUUUCCAUCUUUAAAUUCGCAUAUCAGGAUAUUGACUCAUAAUGGUUUCCAAAGUUUUUACGAGUGUGUAAUUGGGUGGGAAAAUGAAGUCCCAUCAUGCCAAGGGAGUGUUGAUAAUUGGUUAAAAUGAGAGGAAACAUAUAGGCCUAUAUCAGUUCUAAAUUUGAGAUAUUUUUUUUAUGCAGGGGCCUGUGUAUUGUGAAGUUUCAUGCAUUAAAGAGCUAAUACUUUGAUCAUUUUAGAGAGACUUUACACAAAAUAAAUGUUAUUUUACAUUAAAGAAAAGAUAGAGCCGCGGAACCGGGGAGGGGGCUAAAGAAGGCUUGGCCAUCAACCCCACCCCCACUUUUUCAGUAAAAACGUACAAAAAUGCCAUUGAAUUGUGAUUAUAGGCAGGUUCGACGCCUCCCUCACUUUCGGCUCAUCCUCCCCCCCCCCCCCCCCUUCCCCCUUUAUU